Molecule: messenger RNA, 1031 nt
Organism: Polistes canadensis
Lineage: Eukaryota; Metazoa; Arthropoda; Insecta; Hymenoptera; Vespidae
Product: WAP four-disulfide core domain protein 2
Exons: 4
Coding region: 334-675 (113 amino acids)
Cellular component (GO): extracellular region
Molecular function (GO): peptidase inhibitor activity
Source: RefSeq, a predicted model, not a curated record
AAGACUCUCGCAAAAAGAGUGACGCAAGAUCCACGUUAAAGAAAGGCCACUUAAAAUCAUCUUGCCAUUUAUCCUUUCCAGUCGAGUAAGUUCCAAGACGCUUGCAAGAAUCAGUGAUUCACUUGUUAUAAUAUUACUUCAACGGGAAAACCUCAUUUUUCCGGUCAAAAGAAAAGUCCAGAAGAGUGGUGGUAAAAUCAUGGUGGUUUAAAAAGAAGAAUUUAUUACAAUUUUAUUGUAGUUCUUCUCACGUAGUUCAAGUUUAACAUUCGAACGGAAAUCAUCUUUUAGCGAAUCAACUUGUUCCACUUUAACGAGAUCACGUUAACAAAAAUGUAUUGUAAAACUUUAAUUCUUCUUUUCUGCCUUUGUUUGAUGAUGAUCGUAACAUCAGGACAACUUUCCAGUAAAUCUGGAUUCUGUCCAUUAAAAAGCACCAUCGACAAGUGCAUGCCUAGAUGUGUCAGCGAUUAUCAAUGCUCAGGUAAUCAAAAAUGUUGUCCUAACAAAUGUGGUUCUACGUCAUGUGUAUCCUCGAGUGCUGUUAAUACUGGUAAUGGUUACAAAGGCUCAUCAAAUAGUGGUGUCGUUACAUGUGCUGGCGUAACAUGCAGAAAUCAAGAAAAAUGUCAAUUCGAUCGUAAUACUAAACGAGAAAAGUGUGUUCGAGGAUAAAAAAUUUCCAUAAACAUUAUUUCUUACUUUUAUACAUAUUUUUAUAUAAUUCAACUAUUAUGAUAAAUUUUAAACUAAACCUAUUGUGUAAUUUUUAAAGAUAUUAUAAUAUUUACUCCGAUAUUUUAAGUUACAGUUAAUAAUUAUUACGAAGAAUCUUAUCGGUUAUCAACGAAAGAUUACAAAAUAAAAUGCAAGUAAUAUUUAUGAAAAACCUUAAAUUAAAAGGAAAUAGUUUUGUUAUGUCAUUUCUUAAUUUGAAAAUCAUACGGAACUAUAAAAUUUUAACGUGACUUUAUUUACUAUAUUUUACAUGUAUAAAAAUCUGUAUAUGAUUACUAGUAGAAUUAAAUAAG